Drosophila bipectinata is the source of this 1652-nucleotide messenger RNA. RefSeq names its product RING-type E3 ubiquitin-protein ligase PPIL2. NCBI's taxonomy places the organism in Eukaryota, Metazoa, Arthropoda, Insecta, Diptera, Drosophilidae. Gene Ontology annotation, cellular component: catalytic step 2 spliceosome. Gene Ontology annotation, biological process: protein peptidyl-prolyl isomerization; protein folding; protein polyubiquitination. Gene Ontology annotation, molecular function: peptidyl-prolyl cis-trans isomerase activity; ubiquitin protein ligase activity. The record is from RefSeq and is a predicted model, not a curated record.
UUCCGUUGCCACAAAAAGUGGUUAGUUCCAAUCGCAUUUUGUAAACAACUCCCACAGCAUUGAAUUUAUUAGUUAAAUAGUUAAAAGAAAGCAACAAAAUGGGUAAAAGGCAACAUCAGAAGGAUAAAAUGUACCUCACGUACACCGAAUGGAGUGAAUUGUACGGAGGAAAAAAAGUGGAAUCCUUGGAAAAUGACCAUGUCAAGUUCAAGCGGCUGCCCUUCGAGCAUUGCUGCAUCACCAUGGCCCCCUACGAGAUGCCCUACUGCGAUCUCCAGGGAAAUGUCUUCGAGUACGAGGCCAUUUUAAAUUUCUUGAAGACCUUCAAAAUAAAUCCCAUUACUGGCCAAAAAAUGGACUCCAAGGCUCUUGUUAAGUUGAACUUUCACAAGAAUGCCAAUGAUGAGUACCAUUGUCCGGCUCUGUUCAAGCCGUUUAGCAAGAAUUCCCAUAUCGUGGCCGUUGCCACCACGGGAAAUGUGUAUUGUUGGGAGGCCAUUGAACAGCUUAACAUUAAGACCAAAAACUGGAAGGAUCUGGUGGACGAUACACCCUUUCAGCGCAAGGACCUUAUCACCAUACAGGAUCCGCAGCGACUGGAAAAGUUCGACAUCUCAACCUUCCAUCAUAUCCGCAAAAACCUGAGGGUGCUCACCGAAGAAGAGCAGCUGGAGCGAAAGGACCCGGCCAGUGGUCGCAUUAAGACCAUGAACCUGGAAACAAAAGAGACACUGGCGCAGCUGGAAAAGGACUACCAGCCAACAGAGGAGGAGGCUUCCACGUCCAAGCGCACAGCCGAUAAGUUUAAUGCAGCUCAUUACUCCACUGGAGCUGUGGCCGCUAGUUUCACAUCUACCGCCAUGGUCCCAGUGUCCCAAAUAGAAGCUGCAAUCAUAGAUGACGAUCUGGUGAAGUACGAAAGGGUCAAGAAAAAGGGCUACGUACGCCUGAACACAAACUUGGGACCUUUAAAUCUGGAACUGUAUUGCGAUCAGACCCCGCGAGCAUGUGACAAUUUCAUCAAACACUGCGCCAAUGGCUACUACAACAAUGUUAUGUUCCACCGAUCUAUAAGGAACUUCAUCGUUCAAGGAGGUGAUCCCACGGGUAGCGGUUCGGGAGGUGAAUCCAUUUGGGGCAAGAAGUUCGAGGACGAGUUCAAGCCUAAUCUUACACACACCGGUCGUGGAGUGCUCUCCAUGGCAAACUCUGGACCGAACACCAAUGGCUCUCAAUUCUUUAUCACUUAUCGAUCCUGCAAGCACCUUGACGGCAAACACACUAUUUUCGGAAAACUGGUUGGUGGCUUGGACACCUUACAGAAGAUGGAGAACAUAGAAGUGGACAACAAGGACAGGCCCAUUGAGGAUAUUAUUAUAGAGAGCUCCCAAGUGUUUGUGAAUCCCUUUGCCGAAGCGGCCGAGCAACUGGCUAAAGAGCGGGAAGAGGAAGCAGCCAGCAAAGAGGAAACAGUCAAGAAAGCAGAACAGCAGAAGCGCCAAAAGGAGCCGUUGAAAGUCUACAGAGAAGGCGUUGGAAAGUACCUGAAACUGCAGCCCGCGACUAAGAAACCGGAGGUGCAUGUAGCAACAGCACCAGCGGUUAAGAAAAAGAAACUAGCCAGCGGCUUUGGCGACUUUUCCAGCUGGUAA